GCAUUCAGCAAUGAGCCAAGGUCACGCGAUCUCUGUGCUGGCGCGGGCGUACCACCGCAGCCGCGACGCGGCGUACCUGAGCGCCGCCAAGAAGGCGCUGUACCUGCUCGACGUGCCCAGCCACGAGGGAGGGGUCAAAGCCAUGUGGAUGGACAAAUACGUGUGGUACGAAGAGUAUCCGACAAAACCACCCCUGUUCGUCCUGAACGGCUUCAUCUACACUCUUCUCGGCCUAUACGACCUGCACGUCAUCGAGGGAGAAAACUCUAUAUCACUCGCCAAGAAAAUGUUCGACGACGGUAUGACGUCACUCAAAACCUUACUUCCGUUGUUUGACACAGGCAGCGGCAGCUUCUACGACUUACGGCAUUUUACUUUAGGCGUAAGCCCUAACAUUGCAAGGUGGGACUACCACGCUACUCAUAUAAACCAGUUGUAUUUGUUAGCCGGGCUGGAUAAUGACCCUAUUCUAUUGAAUACGGCGAAGCGGUGGGAGGGGUAUAUGCAAGGGAAACGCGCUGCUCAUAAUUGAACAGAAAGCUGAUUAAUAUUGGGCUUCGUACAUACUGUAAUGUUUACUUGAGACGACAUAUUGUUGUCGAUACGAAAUCCAGAACGCUCCAUACUUAUAUCAAUUUACCGCCUAUUCGCAGGAAGCGCUUUGCUUGGACUUUUCUAAUGCAUAUGCCAAAGGAAUGGAGUUCGUCAGUGUUUCCCGAAAACUGUUCAAAAUUCCAGUUUUUCUGUUGAAAAUUCAAGGCUAGAGAGAAUAGCCAUUUUUCACGCUUAACGUUGGACUAGAUUAUGGCCAAGC
Messenger RNA from Hyposmocoma kahamanoa, 814 nucleotides. RefSeq names its product D-glucuronyl C5-epimerase B (gene Hsepi). Lineage: Eukaryota; Metazoa; Arthropoda; Insecta; Lepidoptera; Cosmopterigidae. The record is from RefSeq and is a predicted model, not a curated record. Bases 11 to 532 code for a protein of 173 amino acids. The transcript is spliced from 2 exons. Gene Ontology annotation, biological process: carbohydrate metabolic process; heparan sulfate proteoglycan biosynthetic process. Gene Ontology annotation, molecular function: heparosan-N-sulfate-glucuronate 5-epimerase activity. Gene Ontology annotation, cellular component: Golgi apparatus.